AUGCGUCACGUCAAACAUUGGUCUCGAUACAACCGCGGUCGACCGCGUCAACCGCACGACGCGUCACGUGUCACACGCAAACGGCCGUCGGCGACACGCCUGUCGCAAGUCGCGUUUGACCCCGGUGUUAAUGACUAUAUUGCGGCCAAUUUCGAAGCGGAAUCGAAUCAACGUCGACCGGCGCGCAGCGGAAUCCCAACGGAUACGGCGUCCGUCGAAGCGUCGCAA
Molecule: messenger RNA, 228 nt
Organism: Iphiclides podalirius (scarce swallowtail)
Lineage: Eukaryota; Metazoa; Arthropoda; Insecta; Lepidoptera; Papilionidae
Source: the annotation of a GenBank genome assembly